This is a messenger RNA of Lachnellula hyalina, 1461 nucleotides long. RefSeq names its product Sphingosine N-acyltransferase-like protein. The transcript is spliced from 3 exons. Gene Ontology annotation, molecular function: sphingosine N-acyltransferase activity. The coding region runs from base 1 to 1461 and encodes 486 amino acids. Gene Ontology annotation, biological process: ceramide biosynthetic process. NCBI's taxonomy places the organism in Eukaryota, Fungi, Ascomycota, Leotiomycetes, Helotiales, Lachnaceae. Gene Ontology annotation, cellular component: membrane. The record is from RefSeq and is a predicted model, not a curated record.
AUGCCCUCCACUGAGGCCUUUCCGCUGCUCUCUACCACCGACAAACUAGCACCCCUUCAACACAGCGUCGAAGUACCGCGAGUUCGGCGGCGCUCCAGCGGACUUGGUGGAGAGAUUAGAGCGGGAGAUACCAGAGUGCCCGCAUUAGCAACACUAGAUGUGAGGCCGCCGUCUCCGGGGACAAUCAAGGCGCAAAAUGAAAGCUAUCGCAGGAAACCCUUCUCGAAACGGCGGAAAGCGAAAUCACUCUUUGUGAAGUGGAAGAGAUACGCGUUAAAGCAUACUUGGGUUACUCCCCUAGCCCUCAUUGGAGUUUUCUUCGCCCUGUUUGCCAUCAAUCCGACCGAGUCGAAUCCUAUACAUCACUUCAUCUUCCUCUCCUAUAAGCUGCCUGCUGAGCCGGGGGCACCGGUCCAUUAUGGGAAGGGAUGGUGGGACUUUGCGUUUGUGACGUUCUACAUUAUCGUCCUGUCCUUCACACGAGAGUUCAUUAUGCAGCAAUGGCUACGACCCAUGGCACGACGCAGCGGGCUAAAGAGCCGGGCAAAACAGUCCCGGUUCAUGGAGCAGAUGUAUACUGCGAUCUACUUUGGAGUCCUAGGACCCUGCGGACUAUAUGUCAUGAGCCGGACGCCGGUCUGGUAUUUCAAUACGAGGGGGAUGUAUGAAGGAUUCCCGCAUAAAACGCACGAGGCGGAUUUCAAGUUCUACUACCUAUUCCAAGCGGCCUAUUGGGCUCAGCAGGCGCUAGUUCUAAGUCUAGGGAUGGAGAAGCCUAGGAAGGAUUACAAGGAAUUGGUUGGGCAUCACAUCACGACCCUCUUCCUCAUUGGACUAAGUUACAGAUGCCAUUUCACGUAUAUGGGCCUCGCAGUGUACACCACGCAUGAUAUCAGUGAUUUCUUCCUGGCUACCUCCAAAACCCUGAACUACCUCGACCAUCCAUUGGUCGGACCCUAUUUCGGAUUCUUCAUUGUCGCCUGGUGUUACCUCCGGCAUUACCUUAAUCUCCGCAUCCUCUGGUCAGAAUUCAACGAAUUCAAGACCGUAGGACCAUACGAGCUAGACUGGGAGACAGAACAAUAUAAAUGUGAUCUCUCACAUUGGAUAUCCACCUUCCUGCUUGCAAGUCUGCAAGGCCUGAACAUAUUCUGGCUGUACUACAUUCUGCGCAUCGCAUACCGCUUCUUGUUCUACAAUGUGGCCGAAGAUGACAGAUCAGAUAAUGAUGAGAAUGAGCUGGCGGAAGAGCAGAGAUUGGACGCCCUGUCACGCUCGGGCGUGGAUGCUGUAGCCGGGCCGAAAGUUCUGCUUAACGGAUCGCCAGUGCAGGAGAACGGCAAGGAGAACGGCAAAGCUAAUGGGAAUGCCAAUGGCAAGGCGAACGGCACGACUAAGGUCCGAACGGACGGCUUGACGAAUCGGAAGACUACCACGCGGAAAGCUGCGCGGAAAGCGUGA